Molecule: messenger RNA, 2752 nt
Organism: Topomyia yanbarensis
Lineage: Eukaryota; Metazoa; Arthropoda; Insecta; Diptera; Culicidae
Gene: Plap
Product: phospholipase A-2-activating protein
Exons: 5
Coding region: 273-2666 (797 amino acids)
Biological process (GO): ubiquitin recycling; proteasome-mediated ubiquitin-dependent protein catabolic process
Cellular component (GO): cytoplasm; nucleus
Molecular function (GO): ubiquitin binding
Source: RefSeq, a predicted model, not a curated record
AUACAGACAUGUCUGUAUUUUACAGACAUUUGAUGUCUCCUACAGACGUAUCCAGAGAUCUACAGACUUUUAAAAGGUUAUUCUUCUACAGACAUUUCAAAAAAACAUGUGGCAUCGCUGGUUGUCAAAAAGUAAAAGUUCCGUGAUUCGGCGUUAUUUUGUGCAACUUCUUUUGUCCCACAAUAUUUAAUCGAACAUUUUUUCCCCUUUCACCGAUUUGUUUCCGCCAACAGAAGGUUAUCCUAGAGAGGGCAACAAAAACAAGCUCUGCUAUGAUUAAGAUUGACGAUUUCAAGCUCUCCUGCGAGCUGGCUGGACACAAGUUGGAUGUGCGUGCGGUGGCCGAGGGCAAGGGCUACAUUGUAUCAGGAUCGCGUGAUAAAACAGCCAAAGUGUGGACUUUGCAAGAUAAACACUACUCCGAAACGGCAACGCUAGUUCACCAUACAAACUAUGUCGGUGCAGUUCUCGUGAUCGAAGAGAACGGCUGGAUCUGCACGGCUAGUAACGAUGCUACCAUUUGCGUGUACAAGUACCCGAGUGCGAUGGAACCGUUUGUGGUACUGAAGGGACACACCUCGACAGUAUGCGCGCUGGCAAAAGGAAAUUCCUCGAACGUGUUGAUUUCCGGCAGCUGGGAUAAAAGUGCAAAGAUUUGGACCAACGUCGGCUCGUCGCAGGCCAGUGUGACACUAGUUGGUCAUGAAGCGGCGGUUUGGGCGGUGGCACGGCUAUCCUCUGGAAAGUAUGUGACGGGAUCAGCCGAUAAAUCGAUCUUUGUCUGGAAUGAGACAGGAGAGAGAUUGGUGGUAUUGAAAGGUCACAAGGACUGUGUUCGUGGGUUGUUGGCUUUACCAGGGAAUGGAUUUCUCAGUUGUGCAAACGAUGCCGUUAUUCGGCAUUGGAACGAUUCGUACGAGUGCGUCAAAGAGUUCCAUGGCCAUACUAACUACAUCUACAGCAUCUCGCGAAGUGACUUUUGGGGUGAUGAUGUGUUCAUCACUAGUGGCGAAGAUGGUACCAUUCGAAUGUGGAGCUUGAAACUUGGUCCGUUGGGGAAUGAGUUGCAAUUGCCGGCUCAAUCUGUAUGGUCCGUCGCAGCGCUCCGGAAUGGAGAUAUUGUAGCUGGCUCGAGCGAUGCCAUGGUGAGAGUUUUUACCACCUGUGAAGAUCGGGCAGCUCCCCAGGAUAUGCAGGAGGCGUUUAAACUAGCAGUGGAAGUAAAAAUUAACGAGUCCACUAAGCAGCUCGGCGGCAUGAAAGUUAAUGACCUUCCUGGGCCGGAAUCGUUGCUUUCGGAAGGUCGAGAUGGGCAAACCAGAAUUGUACGUCAUGCGGAUGGUAAAAUAAUGUGCUAUCAAUGGAGUAACAAUAAAUGGGAGUUAGUUGGUGAUGUGAUGGGAGCUACCGGAGGAGAUACUGGAAAGCAGUUAUAUGAAGGUCGUGAAUACGAUUUCGUUUUUUCGGUUAAUCUUUCCGACGAAGCGCCAAAUUUAAAGCUACCGUACAAUCGUGGUGAAGAUCCCUGGUUUGUUGCUCAACGAUUCAUUCACAAACACAGUCUACCGCAGGCUUAUUUGGAGCAGGUAGCCAAUUUUAUCAUACAAAAUUCAAGCAAUGUCCCGGUUCAACCCACGGCUGCUUCAAAAACAUAUGAUCCUUUUACUGGUGGUUCCCGGUAUGUACCGGGGAUGGAAUCCAGUCAUCGACCAACCGCUGCCAAUACAGAUCCACUCACGGGUGGAUCAAGCUACACAACCCAAACGCCCAAUGUCGGUUUUGCUCGAAAUGGAAGUGGACCCGGCAGCAGUGGUAACGCCGAUCCUUUCACGGGUGGUUCUAGUUAUACGACUGGGGUGACAGAAUCCAAGAAGGUCAACGUACAUUUUCCUCAUGGGCACUUUGUGACGAUAGAAAAUGCCGAUUUGGCGAAAGUGCUAGUGAAGUUGAAGGAGCUCAACAGCAAAAUCGAAAACAAAAGUCUUCAGAUGUCCGACGACACCCUGGAUGAUAUCGUCCGCUACGUGAGUCAGGUAACCACAGUUUCUGAGCAGAAUUCUGCUUGCCUUACUGCCCUCAAAUAUCUGUACACAUGGCCGACCGAAAGCAUUUUUCCCGUGUUGGACAUAACCCGGUUAGUUGUACGCGAUCCUCAGGCCUGUCAGGAACUAUUUGAAGGAGAAUUCAUGAAUAGUUUGCUGCAACACAUUAACCACAUACCAGCCAACCAGAUGAUGGGAGCUCGCUGCUUCGUCAACAUGAUUUCGCACUCCACCGGGCGCAACAUCGUACUGGAACAAAUUCGUCCGAUCGUGGAAAAACUGUCUCCUAUUAAGACUGGUAGCGCUAAUUUACAGAUCGCCCUUGCUAGCUUUUACCUGAAUCUAUCGAUGACACAACUGGACAAGCCGUCACUCGACUUUUGCAAAGUGUUCUCCGAGGCGGUAGCAGAAUUUCUCGAUUGGGUAAACGAUUAUGAAGCAAUCUACCGAGGUUAUCAGGCCCUCGGGAACUUGCUGUCAACUCAGCCGGGAACACUUGUGGCUAAUCAGCUGAGAGCUAACAAUGGACUGAUCGAUAAAAUCCUGGUAAGCAUUAGUGCCGAGGUAAGCGGAUACGCAAAGCUGAACGAGUGUGCUAGCUACCUCUACGAACUGUUGGCUUAAAAAGCGUGAAACUCUGAAUAGAUCAGACUCAAUUGUAUGCAAACACGACUUAUUUUGCUUCUGAAAAUAAAACUACUUGAAAUUGG